Penicillium nucicola is the source of this 858-nucleotide messenger RNA. Its product is annotated as 3-hydroxyacyl-CoA dehydrogenase family protein. The transcript has a single exon. Gene Ontology annotation, molecular function: NAD+ binding; oxidoreductase activity, acting on the CH-OH group of donors, NAD or NADP as acceptor. The record is from RefSeq and is a predicted model, not a curated record. Lineage: Eukaryota; Fungi; Ascomycota; Eurotiomycetes; Eurotiales; Aspergillaceae. Gene Ontology annotation, biological process: fatty acid metabolic process. The coding region runs from base 1 to 858 and encodes 285 amino acids.
AUGCCCUCAACCCCGUGGAUCAAACCAGAUACCAGCACCCGUCCCAUCGCCGUGAUCGGUGCCGGUGUGAUGGGCCGACGAAUCUGCAUGAUGUGGGCAGCCGCUGGAUUCUCGGUAAUCCUAUGCGAGAAAUCAGAAACCAGCUCCGACGGCGCACUCGACUACAUCAACAAAAACAAAGGCGCACAAGCAGCCAAGCUAGGCACAAAACCAAGCGAGGUGCAAGUCACCGCGUCACUGCAGGAAGCCGCCAAAAACGCAUGGAUGGUCGUUGAGGCCGUUCCCGAGAAGCUGGAGAUGAAGAUCGAGGUUCUGGCGCAGAUUGACAAGCUCGCUCCGCCGGACUGUGUGAUCGCGAGUAACUCGUCGUCGUUGAAGACGAGCCAGAUGAUCGUGAAUACGGAGAAGAAUUACCGCAUCUGCAAUGGUCAUUACUACAUGCCCCCGGAGCAGAUUUACUACGAGGUCAUGUCGUGUGGACAUACCGAUCCGGAUAUCUUUCCGUUUUUAAUGGACAAGGCUGCUAGUGCGGGCUUCCAGCCGGUUCAUGCUAAGGUUGAUUCAACUGGGCUGGUGUUCAAUCGAAUUUGGGCUUCUAUCAAGCGAGAAGUGUUGUUGGUGCUGGCGGAGGGUGUAAGUGAUGGUCAGACCAUUGAUGAAAUGUUUAAGGGUUGGUUCAAGGCUACCAAGGGACCGUGUCAGAUGAUGGAUACUGUUGGCUUGGAUACUGUUUACAAUAUUGAAGUCAUUUAUGUUCAGCAGCGCGGGUUGGACCCUACGGCCAAGGAUUGGCUGAAGGAGAAUUAUGUCGACAAGGGUAAUUUGGGCGCCAAAAGUGGCAAGGGGCUUCUCGGCUAG